ACUUCAGUUGCCUCGCGUACGUUGAAUCGUGAACGUCUAUUCCGUUUUGUUCCUUCUCAGUUGCUUGAACACGUUGUUGUAUCUCAUUUUAUCGCGUGCCCUUAUCGGAUUCUGACUAACGCGUAGUUCGCGCCACCGAAUUUCCAAGUGUCUCCGUUCGAGUCCCUUCUUUACCGACCGAUGGACUCGGAACGAAGGAUUUUUGGUGAUCAGUUUUCUCGCACGCGAUGGUCGAGAUUUUCGAUAAUAGUGUAAGAUGCUUCUCCUCGAAGCAUCGUUUGUGAACGGAUCCGUGAGCCAUGAAGUGAAUCGGUGUGCAGUGUCUAGAUUCGUCGAAUGAUCGAAUCUCGUGACUCGUGGAAAGAGGUUUAUGAUCGCUGGCUCGUGGCAUGUGUUGACUCGAUGGUCUUCGAGAGCGUCGAGAUGCGGAACCCGGGGUUCCUCCUCGAAGACGCCAGACAUGGAUAUAUCCAGUAUAUCAGCCUGAGCGAAUGUUACUUCGCGGGCAAGGGCGCGGCCUUGGUUUUACCUCCGAACGAAAGGGCCAGACCUUCGAGAAAGGUUUCCGCAGCAGGAUGCGACAUUCAACAGCACCUGCAAUCUAUGUUUUAUCUGCUCAGACCGGAGGAAACCCUCAAAAUGGCGGUGAAAUUGGAGUCAGUGCAUCCAGGAAGGACGAGAUACCUGGUCGUAGUAUCCUGCACUGGGAGGCAGGAUGCGGAGGAGAGCUGCCUUCUUGGUAUCGAUUGUCACGCUAGGGCGACCGUUGGUCUUGUACUUCGGGUUCUGGCCGACACUGCCAUUACUCUCGACGGCGACGGAGGCUUCAGCGUCAGCGUCUGCGGUUCGCAGCACAUCUUCAAGCCAGUAUCGGUACAGGCGAUGUGGUCGGCCUUGCAGACGUUGCACAAAGUGUCGAGUAAGGCACGCGAACAGAACUACUUCCUGGGUGGGCUGUCACACGACUGGGUCAGUUACUAUGAGCAACGAAUCGAGAGCGAUCGCUCGUGUCUUAACGAGUGGCAUACUAUGGACAACUUGGAAUCUCGAAGACCACCGUCGCCGGACAGCGUACGCACCAAACCCAGAGAAAGGGACGAGACUGAGCGCGUGAUCCGAUCGACGUUGAAGGAGAUCAUGAUGUCCGUGGACCUCGACGAGGUAACCUCGAAGUACAUUCGAGGUCGUCUCGAGGAAGACCUCGACAUGGAUCUCGGGGAGUUUAAGCCAUUCAUCGAUCAGGAGAUGCUCACCAUUCUGGGUCAGAUGGACGCGCCGACUGAAAUAUUUGACCACGUUUAUCUAGGAAGCGAGUGGAACGCAAGCAACUUGGAGGAGCUCCAGAAGAAUGGUGUCAGGCAUAUCCUGAACGUAACUCGAGAGAUCGACAACUUCUUCCCCGGGAUGUUCACGUAUUUGAACGUACGCGUGUAUGACGACGAAAAGACCGAUCUGCUGAAGCACUGGGACGAUACGUUCAAAUACAUCACGAAGGCAAAGAAAGAAGGUUCGAAGGUGCUGGUGCACUGUAAAAUGGGAGUGUCAAGAUCUGCCUCGGUAGUGAUCGCGUACGCGAUGAAAGCGUAUAACUGGGACUUCUCUCAAGCCUGGAAGCACGUAAAAGAGAAACGGAACUGCAUCAAACCUAACAACAGCUUUCUGCUGCAACUGGAGACCUAUCAGGGUAUACUGGAUGCGAUGAAAAACAAAGAGAAGCUUCAGAGGUCCAAGUCGGAUACGAACUUGAAGUCUCCUACGUCGACGAAAGAUCAGUCGAAGAAGGAGGAAAAGUCUGACAACGUGGACAAUGAUUUGCAAACUGUAUCGGGCUUUGAAUUAAAAAAGACCAGCCAGAGGCCGAAAAGUUGGUCGCCGAAUGUGAAAAUUAGCGAAACCAUGUUGCCUUCUGUUCCCCUUUCGCAGUCCCUCGAAAGCAUCGAUAAGACAGGAAGUUCGGAAGUGACCAGAGAAGAUCUGCUACGUUCCAACAACCAGAAGACCAGUAUGUCGCAAGAAGCUCGGAACGUUUUGAUGCCAUGCGGCAACGGACAAUCUUACAGCGUAUCUCAAAACAAAAUCGUCCACCUACCAGGUCCCUCGCCAGACACUCCGACCGUGAAGAACCGAAUUAGCAAGUUAGAAACGCAGCAGGGUCAAAGGAGGAAAGGAUUGGUGCUGAACCUGACGAAUCAAUUCGAAGCAGUCAGCAGCAAGCCGUCUUCUCCGAGUUCUGAUUCAGACGGCGGGAAACCGUUGCCACAGAGUCCGAUCUCCGAACUGAACGAGAAUGGACUCGGUAUGCAGAAGCCUUCGUCGGAAGCUUCGUCUACGGUGGCAGUGAAGCAAAGCGUGUGGGAUCCCGGCGAGAAGCAAAGCAAGAGAACGGAAGUCGGUAGUAAUAGUGAAUGUCUAGUCUGGACUGCAUCAUCGUCCGAUGCAACAUGUACCAAUUCGUGUAGUAACGCUAAGACUAACAGAGAAGUGAGUGCGGAGAGUGAGUGUAUCGCGACGACCACGACGACCACGACAACGACAACGACGACAGUGUAUCCUGGUACGUUAACGCGAAAGACCAAGAAGGACGGUGACCCGUUUAGUACGCACGUUGACCGAGUGUUCGAUCGGGAAGAAAGGCAAGGCGAGCCGGUUACGAGAGACUCUCCGAGCCGACAGAGCUCUUGGAGCAGUUACGACAGUGCCGUAGUCCUCGACAACAAUUCGGUGCACAGCUCCUGGGCCACGUUACCGUCGAGGAACAGUUCUUGGGGCUCGUACGACAUGCGGCCUUCGGAUCUGCUCGGAUCCAGUGGCCUCUUCCCUUACGACAAGGAGGAGAUACCUUGGCACCCAGGCACGGUGAAACGUACCAAGCAAAAGCUCGAGGAGAACACCAGCUCAGGGACGGUGAAACGCGUGUGCACGCAAAAUUCCGACACGGAAGAGAAAGACAGAUUACCAGUUGAGGAAGAAUCGUACAAUCCGGUACUUCUUCAGCAUACCGCGUCGCCAACGCCACGAAGGAGGGAUUCCUCGCCUAGCCAGGAACACGGUUUGAAGGUAGAUCCUGUUAGAAAUUCUCCAAGUCCUAUCAGAGGAAUAGACAUCUCACCAGCGUCGAUUCGUCAAGUUGGAAGACUAUCGACGAGCGCUCCGGCGCCAUCUUCUCUCUCUUCGGACUCGGACUUACCCCUAUCCUUGAGAUCCUGCAGGUCAGAGAGCGAAACAUCCAGUCCGUGCGUGGUCAACACUACUCAGUGUCUUUCGGUGAAGCAACACAAGAUGGUCUUGGAGAACCUGAGUAACAAAUCUAUAUUUAACAAACGUUGUUUGUCGGUAGACGACUCGCCAGACGCCGAGUGUCCGCGAAGUACCUCCGGUAUCGUAAAGAAUCUCAAGAAAGAAUUCGAGGCGAAGUCGACGAAGUUGGAAAAGAGUCCGGAGAACAGCUUCGAGAACGACUCGCCGAUUACGGUCUGUCGACCGAAAAGGGACGUAAAGAUCAGAAGUUUGCCCUCCUCACCGGUGAUUCCCCACAACGAAUCGAAGAUUCAAGCCCCGUCCGAGGUCAAAGAGAAAGAGAAGUCGAGCGCCGACUCGACGACGGCUACUCAGGACAACUUGGAAGACAGGUCGGUGAGAGUUUUGGUUGGUAAGUACGAGGUGAAGCCCGAGUCCAGGAAGUCCUCGGAGAUCCAGCUGCGUGUGCACAAAGACAAGGAUUGGGAGUCGGUGGACUCACAACACAGCAACAAGUCGAAAAUUGGUGUAGAAUAUAGUAGGAGGUCUGCGCCGAUCAUGAUUAACAAUCAUUCAUCUACUCCUCUGUUCAAUGAAGCGCCGGAAGCACCUGGUAGGCCACCAGUCCCAUCGGCUGGUGUUGUGGCAGCUAGUAAGAAGCAGCAACAGCACGGCAGGACGCAUCCUCUUGCCAGGCUGCAGGUCAGGCCUAGGCACAGCAGUCCGGUUUACAACACCAUGUAAGAAAGAAAAAAAGGGAAACGUUUACGCGUUUGGUUGUUUCUCUCUCCCAUUGAGUCGAAUCUAAGCGCUCGUACCUGAAUGCAUGGGUAUGUUGCGUUGUCGUGGCCACGAUGUGAAACUGUGUGAUCUCUAUUUGAUGCCAACGAGUCGAGGAUCGUUUCUCUUCGAGCUCGACGACUAAAUCGACGGGGACACAGGAUUUUUCUAUAGAUUCGUUUCCCACCAUCUCUUCGAUGUACAAUUCUAAUCUUUGCGAGAACGUCCUAUACUAUGCUGUGCGACGAUACGACAGAGCACCCGUAUUUUUUCGAUGCUUCUUCAAACGGACACGGUGUACAAGCUUUUCGUAUCUACCUGGCAGAGCCAUGCUUUUUGUGCGUGCGUGCGUGUGUGUGCGCGUGUUGUGCGUGCGUGCGUGCGUGCGUGCGUGUGUGUGUGUGUGUGUGUGUGUGUGUGUGUGUGUGUGCGCGCGCGCGCGCGCGUGCGUGCGUGCGUGCGUGUGCGUGUGUGCGCGAGCGCCUCUGUGAGUGUGAGUGUGCGUGCGUGCGUGCGUGCGUGCGUGCGUGCGUGCGUGUGUGUGUGUGUGUGUGAGUGAGCGAGUGAGUGAGUGAGUGAGUGAGUGAGUGAGUGAGCAAAAUCAUUUGCGAUGUUUUUGUAUUCGUUAGCUUUAGUGUUAUUGUUGGAGCAAAAUUUACACGGUUUGUAUUCUUUAAUUCCUGUACGAGCAAGUAUUAAUUAUUUGCGAUGUCGAAGAACAGCCCGAAUAAUGAAUAAUAGCUUCUGAAAAACUACGUUUUGUCCAAAUUUUUAGGUAGAAAUUAAUGUGAAUUAGAAAUUAAUUGUAUUUAUCACCGCCAUCCUAUUUAAACGCUACAUAUUAUGUAUUCGUCCAGCAGAGUAUGUUCGCGUGGAAUAUUUAAUAAGCAGUUUGAUAAGCAGAUACAUAGUUGAUAAGCGAAGUGAAAAUGAAAAAGGAAGAAAGACAAAAGAGAAACGACCAGUUUCUACGUUGGUAUAGAUUUCAAGGGAUAUCGAAAAGAUACAAGUGCCUUGUCCUACCGUCAACGACUGUAUACAUAUAAUUGUAAAAAGGCACGUUCAAGGUCCUUCAACGUUUUAUGUUCCUUCUUCGUCAGACGUGUCCUUGGCCUGCUCUUAAUUAGUUCAAUUAUUUUUUAAGCUGGAAAUGCAACAAUUCUCGGAGGACGCGGAAAACACUGUUAUUCCUACGACGUGUCGUCACCUAAUAGACCUAAUAUGGGCUUGGAAUCAAACGUGAUGUGUUGUGUAUGCGGGGAUGUUGCGUAGAAGUUGGAGCCAGCGUGUUCUUGAAUCGGGACACAAGAUAGCGUCGGCUCCGGUCAGGCUGUGAACGAAAGGUCCGGGCCUCGCGUUAUGUACUAAAAUAUCGCUCUGACUCCUUCUUCUGCUGUCUACGUUGUGAUCGCCGAGGCGUAUGCAAGAUACAGAUUCUAUACAUAUAAAGAGACGCACCUCGGAACGACGACGUGUAACGUUUAAGCUGUACUAAUUAGUAUUUUAGAGUGAAAGAUGUGAUUAGAAUGGUGCACAGUAUGCGAGGAGAGACGAAAGUAAUAACUCGCCCCCACCCUACACUCCCCUUUAUCCCGAGGGGAGCUGCCUCGAAUCGUUUGAACGAUUUGAUCGGUUCUUCUACUCUCUUUAUACUCAUGUCAGUUUGUAUAUCGUGUGUAAAGCAUCGUCGCGCGAAUCCAAUUUCUUUCAUGUAUAUUUCAUUUUCGCUUUUCAAUUCGAUCGUCCUGUCUUAUUUCUUCUUCUAUUCUUCUCUUUCUGUUCCCAUUUCCCCUCUUUAUGCUCUUUGUUCCUUCUCCCCUUUUUCUUCAUUGACCAGUGACGAUAAUUGUUUAUCGAAGAUUUUACCGUAAUUGCAACUUGAGAAAGUACAAUGAGAAACGCGGCUCGAUAUCAACGUUCGUCGUUCUUAGACAUAUCAUCGGACCGUUCAUUCUUAUUUGCAUUCGCAAAGCCAUGUCGACCAAUUUUAUACUACUGUCCUAAUAUUGAUGAUGAUGUUCAUGAUGAUGAUGAUGAAGAUGAAGAUGAAGAUGAAGAUGAAGAUGAUGGAUGAUGAUGAUGUUCAUGAUGCUGGUGAUAAUGAUAAUGAUGAUGAUGAUGAUGAUGAUGAUGAGGUUGUUGUUGAUGAUGUUGAUGAUGAUGUCGAUGAUGGCGGUGGUGGUGAUGAUGGUCAUGAUGAUGAUGAUGAUGAAGAUGAAGAUGAAGAUGAAGAUGAAGAUGAUUGAUGAUGAAGAUGAAGAUGAUUGAUGAUGAAGAUGAAGAUGAUUGAUGAUGAUGAUGAUGAUGAUGAUGAUGAUGAUGAUGAUGGUGGUGGUGGUGGUGAUGAUGACGGUAAUGAUGAUGAUGAUGGUAAUGAUGACGACGGUGGUGGUGGUGGUGAUGAUGAUGAUGAUGAUGAUGAUGAUGAUGAAUGCGAGGCUCAUUUUUUGAUAAGAUGCGCCGUGACCGUUGUGUGCGUAGAGAUAUAUUUUAUUAUUGAGAUAAUUUUGCGGAUAAUUUUCUCAUACGUUUGUUCUAACCUCUGUUCGUUCUUCCUCGGAAGAAACAGAUCCGGGGUGUGAAACUAUCCUGAGACCGAAUGCUACUGAAAAACUGUAACACAUUAAGUUAGAAUAAAAAUGUUACAUUGCCAA
This is a messenger RNA of Bombus huntii, 6671 nucleotides long. It is a transcript of the gene ssh, whose product is annotated as protein phosphatase Slingshot. The record is from RefSeq and is a predicted model, not a curated record. Lineage: Eukaryota; Metazoa; Arthropoda; Insecta; Hymenoptera; Apidae. The transcript has 8 exons. Gene Ontology annotation, biological process: negative regulation of actin filament polymerization; protein dephosphorylation; actin cytoskeleton organization. Gene Ontology annotation, molecular function: actin binding; protein tyrosine/serine/threonine phosphatase activity. Gene Ontology annotation, cellular component: cytoplasm. Bases 337 to 3981 code for a protein of 1214 amino acids.